Vanessa tameamea is the source of this 2242-nucleotide messenger RNA. Its product is annotated as heat shock protein 68-like. Gene Ontology annotation, molecular function: ATP binding; ATP-dependent protein folding chaperone. Lineage: Eukaryota; Metazoa; Arthropoda; Insecta; Lepidoptera; Nymphalidae. Bases 139 to 2043 code for a protein of 634 amino acids. The transcript has a single exon. The record is from RefSeq and is a predicted model, not a curated record. Gene Ontology annotation, cellular component: plasma membrane; nucleus; cytoplasm.
GCGUAAAGUCAGAAUAAUUCGAAAUACGAUACAGAGCGGACGAAGAGUUCGGUACAAAUACAAACCGAAGCGAAGUUUUACAAGUGACUUUACUACAAGUGUUUAUUUAUACGAGUGUUUAUAAGUAAAUCAAGCAAAAUGCCUGCUAUUGGAAUUGAUCUCGGUACAACAUACUCGUGUGUCGGUGUAUGGCAACAUGGGAACGUUGAAAUCAUCGCCAACGACCAAGGCAAUAGGACGACGCCAUCGUAUGUCGCUUUUACCGACACGGAGCGUCUGAUCGGCGACGCGGCGAAGAACCAGGUCGCUUUGAACCCCAGCAACACAGUUUUCGACGCGAAAAGGCUGAUCGGUCGCAAAUUCGAUGACCAGAAGAUCCAACAGGACAUGAAGCAUUGGCCUUUCAAAGUGAUCAACGACUGCGGCAAACCGAAAAUACAGAUCGAGUUCAAAGGUGAAGCGAAGAGGUUCGCGCCAGAGGAGAUCAGCAGUAUGGUUCUGACGAAGAUGAAGGAGACGGCGGAAGCCUAUCUCGGGACGUCGGUUCGAGACGCCGUCAUCACAGUCCCAGCAUACUUCAACGACUCCCAGAGACAGGCGACGAAGGACGCCGGCGCCAUAGCAGGUUUGAACGUUCUCAGGAUCAUCAACGAACCCACGGCGGCCGCACUCGCCUAUGGCCUGGACAAGAACUUGAAAGGCGAACGAAACGUUCUGAUCUUCGAUCUCGGCGGCGGUACCUUCGACGUGUCGAUCUUGACCAUCGACGAAGGUUCGCUAUUCGAGGUCAAGGCGACGGCCGGCGACACUCACCUGGGAGGCGAGGACUUCGACAACAGACUGGUGAAUCAUCUGGCGGAGGAAUUCCAACGCAAAUAUAAAAAGGAUUUGCGCACGAACCCACGCGCUCUGAGACGCCUCCGCACGGCCGCGGAACGAGCGAAGCGUACACUAUCAUCAAGUACGGAGGCGUCGAUCGAAAUAGAUGCCCUCUAUGAAGGGAUCGACUACUACACCCGCGUGUCUCGCGCUCGAUUCGAGGAACUCUGCUCCGACCUCUUCCGUGGCACUCUAGACCCCGUCGAGAAAGCUUUGAAAGAUGCCAAAAUGGACAAGAGUCAGAUCCACGACGUGGUCCUCGUCGGUGGUUCCACUCGCAUACCGAAAGUCCAGAACUUGCUCCAGACCUUCUUCUGCGGUAAGAAGCUGAACUUGUCCAUCAACCCAGAUGAAGCGGUCGCUUACGGUGCGGCGGUUCAGGCGGCUAUUCUGAGCGGCGAGAACGAUUCUAAGAUCCAAGAUGUGUUGUUGGUGGAUGUCGCACCUCUAUCUCUGGGUAUCGAGACGGCGGGAGGCGUGAUGACGAAGAUCGUCGAGCGCAACUGCAAGAUCCCUUGCAAGCAGUCUCAAACAUUCACGACAUACUCCGACAACCAACCAGCUGUCACGAUCCAAGUAUACGAGGGCGAGAGAGCUAUGACCAAAGACAACAAUCUGCUUGGCACGUUCGAUCUCACUGGCAUCCCGCCAGCACCACGCGGCGUCCCCAAGAUCGACGUCACCUUCGAUCUAGACGCCAAUGGCAUUCUCAAUGUGUCCGCAAAGGAGAACAGCACGGGCCGAAGCAAGAACAUCGUCAUUAAGAACGACAAGGGAAGACUGUCACAGGCUGAGAUCGAUCGCAUGUUGUCAGAAGCCGAGCGCUACAAGGAGGAAGACGAGAAACAGCGCCAACGAGUGGCCGCACGCAACCAGUUGGAGUCGUACAUCUUCAGUGUGCGACAAGCUUUGGAUGACGCGGGUUCAAAGCUGAGCGAAGCCGACAAGAACAGCGCUCGCAGCUCGUGCGACGAGGCGCUGCAGUGGCUGGAUAACAACACGCUGGCCGAAAAGGAAGAGUACGAGCAUAAAUUGAAGGAUUUGCAGCGCACAUGCUCUCCCAUUAUGAGUAAGCUUCACGGCGCAGGUGGUGCUGGCGCUGGAACUGGAACCGGUAUGCCAGGUGCACAUGGCAGUGGCCCCACCGUUGAGGAAGUAGAUUAAAUUCUUGGUUGCAUUUUAAGUUUGUGAGAUCUGUUUGAACUGUGUUUGUGAUAUUAUGUGUUAAGACUGAUAUGUUGUAAUUUAAUUUAUUGAAUUUAAUGUAUGAUCAUCAGUUAGGUUAAUAAUUGCAUAUUACUUAUUUAAUUUAAGGCUACACAUGAUCAUCUGAUGAAUAGAAUAUAUGUUGUUUUUCAAACAA